GCGGUUUGAAACAUAGGGCACAAACAAAACGGCAGUUCGGCUAGGUAUAUAAAUUUCCUCCAUAGCUGCUGGACAGGUAGGAGUCGUUUGGCGUUUUUUGGCUGUUUGCACCCCUAAAUUGUUGUUAUCCUUUAAAUUCUUGGUAUUGUGGUUGCACUUUACCCUCCUCUUUCGCUCUUGCAUGCCAGACCCGUGGAUAAGCGUCAACUUGGGACCAACUUCUGGUUCAUCACAGGCCCAUUGGGCCUAAUUUCUCGAUCUCCCGAUGAACCUCUCGACGUGAACUGCUUUUUUGUUACUUGGGAUAUUCCAGAAACAGUUUCAGAAAGUGCAAACAUGGAAGAAGCUAUUUCAUCAGCAAGUAUGGAGAACUUAGCAGAAAUGUUUCGGUGUUUCAUUUGCAUGGAAAGGGUGAGAGAUGCCAGACUGUGCCCACAUUGUUCAAAGCUGUGUUGUUUUAUUUGUAUUCGGAGAUGGCUUACAGAACAAAGACCACAAUGUCCCCACUGCAGGGCAUGUCUUCAUUUGCAUGAACUGGUUCACUGCAGAUGGGUAGAAGAUGUCACACAGCAACUUGACAAUUUGCAAGGAAGUUCAGCUGCAGCAAGCUCAGUUAGUCCAGUUAAAGUCAAACCAGAGGAUAAUAAAGAUGGGAAAUGCGAAUGUCAUAAUGAGAAACUCAGUGUGUAUUGUGAUACCUGUAUGAAGUGCAUUUGCCACAUGUGUGCCUUAUGGGGAGGAACUCAUUCUAAACAUGAUUUCAAGCCAUUGGAUGAAGUAUAUGAGCAGCAUGUUUCUUCAAUUACAGAUGAGGUUGGUGCUCUGAGGAGAAGGUUAAUGGAACUAAUAAGUCUUGUACAGGAAGUGGAAAAGAAUGUUGAUAGUGUACGAACAGCAAAAGAAGAGCGUGUUCGAGAAAUUCGCAGUGCUGUGGAACUGAUGAUUGCUCGUCUGGACACACAACUCAAGAAUAAGCUACUUACCCUAAUGGGUCAGAAGAAUGCAUUAACUCAGGAAACCGAGCUACUGGAAUCGUUGCUUCAAGAAGUCGAGCAUCAGCUGCAUGUGUGUACCAAAAGUGAGCUUAUAAGCAAAAGCAAUGAGCUUCUUCAGAUGUUUGAGCAGGUUCAUCGUAAGCCAAUGGCAUCGUUUGUUACUGCGUCCAUACCAGCUGAUUUUACAAGUGAAAUUGUCCCAGCAUAUGAUUCAACUACAUUCUGUAUAUCAAAUUUCAGCACUCUGCGCCAUAAAGGUGACCCAGUUUACAGCGACCCAUUGAAUGUCAAUGGCCUUAGUUGGAGACUUAAAGUCUACCCGGAUGGAAAUGGGGUUGUUCGUGGAAACUAUCUUUCUGUUUUCCUGGAACUGACUGCUGGGCUUCCGGAAACGUCAAAGUACGAAUACAGAGUUGAAAUGAUACACCAGUCCUGUCUUGACAGUAGUAAGAACAUUGUCAGAGAAUUUGCAUCUGAUUUUGAAGUGGCGGAAUGCUGGGGUUAUAAUCGAUUCUUUCGCUUGGAUUUAUUGGCAAGUGAAGGCUACCUCAGUGUACAGAAUGAUACGUUGAUUCUUCGAUUUCAAGUACGUGCGCCAACCUACUACCAGAAAUGUCGCGAUCAGCAAUGGCAUAUUAACCAAAUGGAAGCAUCCCACCAGCACUACAUUCAGCAGAUUAAUGAACUCAAAGAGAGGCUAGCAAUUGAGUUGUCUCGUAAUCACGCUUUAGCAUCCACUGCCGCCCGCGGUGCACAUUCUGUUCUGCACCCAUGCUCUACAUCUAGCAAUGCAUCAUUGUUAGAGCAAACUAUUGAACAGACUAGCGACAACGAGACACAAACGCGUAGAGGCAAGCAGCCAAGUCGCCGAUCUCACGGCGCUGCGAAGCAGAAAGCUUUGAGAAAGCCUCGUCACGUGGUUGUCGACUAUGAAAUGCCUUCAGGCGAAGCAGACCAAGAGGAGAAGGAGACGCCAGUGGAUGAUGACCCCAUGCCUGACAGAUCCAUCACACCGAACAUGGACGAGUCUGAUGAAGACAACGAAGGGGGUUCUACAGAAGGAGACGACGAAGACGAAGAAGAUUCGGAUUUAGAAGAACAGGAUGCCGAUGAGAAUGAGAAUUCAUCGAUGAGAACGACCAAUAUUGCUGCCGAAAGUGAAAACGAAGACGGAGUCGAGCAAGAAGAGGCUGCUCACUCUCACGAUAAUGUUGUUCCAGAACUAGAAGAGUUGAAUUUACAUGACGUACACGAGCUUGACCAUAGUGUUAUGAAUGAUGUCGACGAAAAGUUACAUUUGGAGCAAAAACGCUCGGAAUCUUGGCAUGACGAAGAAACGGAGUUGGACUUCCAUGAUUCGGACGGUGAAAACGAGGCUGCAGCUAGCGGAUUCAAUCUCGGGUUCGUGGAUCCAGAAGAGCGUGCUUUACUUGAUAUGUUAGAAACUGAGGAGCGAUCAUCAAGCGAAAGUCUCCUUGGCAAAGAUUUUCUAGGAUUCCCAUCAAUCAGAAACACGGCUAGGCCGUGUAUGCAAUCAAGGACGCGUGCAAACAAUAAGUCAGAUGUUGAUUUUCUUAGAGCGUUUCUUUGCGAUGAUUCCAACACAGGCAUUGCAGACGAUUCUAGUUUUUCACUCACAGAUGAUAACGAUAAGAUGCAAGGUAGCAGCAGCAGCUCGAUAGAGAAUCUUGUAAAAAUUGCAGUCGCUGAGGCUCUCGAAAGGCAUGUAUUGGAAGAAAAACAAGCCGUUUGUCAUGUUGAAAAUGAGGCUAGUGAAGAAGCUGAUAGAGCAGGAGCGAGGUCCAAUAUUGCCAGCUCCUGGCCUCAGUUGGAUUUGUUGAAAUUGACCAGCUCCGGCGAAAAAUGUGCAUCCAGGGAAACAAAGCGACCAGAUAAAAUAUCAAAAGCAAAGUCAGCAGCAUGCAGUUUAGAAAAGGAAUUUUUAGGAACCCGUGAACAAGAAAAUCGGCUCGGCUUCGCAGACUCUACUUUCCUUCCUAUUUUCAAUUUUGACAACAGAAGCUGCAGGCAGGCUACAUUUUGGUUGGAAAAGUGGACUUCUCAAUUAUUGUCAAACCUACGUAACUCGAGUGAUAAUGGGAUGGGCAGGAGGACGAGCGAAGAAUCUCCGCAAAGCCAGUUUGUAAUAAGUGGUCGAGAAGGGGAUGAAAGUCUUUCCUCUGAAACCUCCAAUGCAGUCGCAGGCAAUGUAGUCACCGGAGUCGAAGAAAACGAGAGAACAGGUGACUCAUAAAGCUUUCCUUUGAAUUUCUUGGGCGGUUGGUUGAAUUUUUAUUAGUGGCACGACCUUGUCUUAAAGGACCAUCGUAAUGCACCAUAUUUUAACGCUGGAAGAAGCAAGGCUUUGUAGCCACAAUAACAAUUAUGGAUGUAUAAAUUAUUUAAAACUUUAUUGUUAUUGCUAGUAAUUUUCAACUUCCGUAUUUUGAUAUUUAGGUAUUAAACUAUAUACUAUUGAGUUACUUAAUUUUAGAGUUGAGGGUUUUCAAGCUUCACUUCUACGGUUUUGUAGUGCCGUAGUAAGCUUCACGAUUCUCCAUAGAAGAUUUACAUUGUUUAAUAUUUACAAUAUAUUCCGGCAGUAAUGAGUUUACUGAAAGGCUCAAGAAGUUUUUAUAACAGCACAGCACAAACAUUCUGUAUAUUCCUUGUAUAUAUGCAAAUUAAAAUAAUAGGCCCUAAAUAUUCAUUUAAGCUCACAGCCCAAAUAGUAUCUUUAAAUCAUGGGGGAGUACUAUUUUGUUAUCAAGGCUGAAACGAAUGAUUGUGUGUUCUAUUAAUUUAUUACUGUGAAUUUCUAGUUGGCACAUUUACGCAGAAUCUUAAGAUUAAUUGACCUUGCCAAUGCAAAACAACUUCAUUUUGUUGUUAUCGUCAUCUUUUGUACAUUCUUUUCUGAAUUCAUAUUAGAAACAUUGUAUUUGCAUUUACACUUAAUUGACUUGCUUUCGAUUCUCAUUUCGUCCCUUUAUCAUUAUACUUCUUUAAAAUUUUUUACUGAGAUGAUAUUUAAGAGUUCAAACUAGAAUGCAUCAAAAGUCAAUAAAAGGCUUACCCCCACCUUAUGUUGCCAUUUAUUAAAAAGUUCCUAAAACUUUUAAGAUGUUUUUUUGUUAUUUUUACCAGUAUAGAAUUUUGCCAUCUGGAUUUUGCAUUGGCAGAAAUUAGACCUUUCCAAAAUUCGUUUAUGGUUGUCUGGAAAUCGAAAUAAUUGUUUCUAAUAAUUA
Messenger RNA from Rhopilema esculentum, 4243 nucleotides. RefSeq lists its product as uncharacterized. Gene Ontology annotation, molecular function: tumor necrosis factor receptor binding; ubiquitin protein ligase binding; zinc ion binding. The record is from RefSeq and is a predicted model, not a curated record. NCBI's taxonomy places the organism in Eukaryota, Metazoa, Cnidaria, Scyphozoa, Rhizostomeae, Rhizostomatidae. Gene Ontology annotation, biological process: protein autoubiquitination; protein monoubiquitination; aggresome assembly. Gene Ontology annotation, cellular component: aggresome; peroxisomal membrane.